Antrostomus carolinensis (chuck-will's-widow) is the source of this 1168-nucleotide messenger RNA. RefSeq names its product tropomodulin 2 (gene TMOD2). The transcript is spliced from 10 exons. Bases 83 to 1168 code for a protein of 361 amino acids. Lineage: Eukaryota; Metazoa; Chordata; Aves; Caprimulgiformes; Caprimulgidae. The record is from RefSeq and is a predicted model, not a curated record. Gene Ontology annotation, biological process: actin filament organization; myofibril assembly; pointed-end actin filament capping. Gene Ontology annotation, cellular component: myofibril; striated muscle thin filament; cytoskeleton. Gene Ontology annotation, molecular function: tropomyosin binding.
GAGAGAAGCUGCAAGAAGCUCAGUACUCCUGGAUGGUUGAAAUCUUGAAGAGCAGCAUCAGUCGAUAAGUGCAGCAGGAGCCAUGUCUCUGCCCUUCCGAAAAGAGCUGGAGAAAUACAAGAAUAUAAAUGAAGAUGAAAUACUCAACAAACUCUCAGAGGAUGAACUGAAACAGCUAGAGCAUGUUCUCGAUGACCUUGAUCCUGAGAACGCCUUGCUUCCAGCAGGCUUUCGGCAAAAGGACCAGACCACUAAACCUGCCACAGGCCCUUUUGACAGAGAACGCCUGCUCUCGUACUUGGAGAAACAAGCGCUCGAGCACAAAGACAGAGAAGACUUUGUACCUUUUACAGGAGAAAAGAAAGGAAAAAUAUUUAUCCCUAAAGAAAAGCCCAUAGAAACCCAUACAGAAGAGAAAGUGACCUUGGAUCCGGAACUAGAAGAAGCCCUGGCCAGCGCUUCAGAUACUGAGCUCUAUGACCUUGCAGCUGUUCUUGGAGUGCACAACAUGGUCAACAACCCCAAAUUUGAUGAAGGAGGAUGUAAUGUAACCGGUGAUGAUGCCUGUUCCUCACAUCAACAUUUCAUGAGAUCUUGUGUUGCAGAUGUGGUGAAAGGUGAAAAGGUCAAGCCUGUCUUUGAGGAGCCACCUAAUCCAACCAAUGUAGAAGCAAGUUUACAAAGGAUAAAAGCAAAUGAUCCUAGUCUCACAGAAAUUAAUCUCAACAACAUAAAGAAUAUUCCUAUUCCAACACUGAAAGAAUUUGCAAAAGCUUUGGAGAGCAACACACAUGUGAAGACAUUCAGCCUUGCAGCUACUCGAAGCAACGACCCNNACCCUCAGGCAUUUGCAGAUAUGUUGAAAGUGAACAAAACACUAAAGAGUCUGAACGUAGAAUCCAACUUCAUCACUGGGACGGGUAUUUUGGCACUGAUUGAUGCACUGAAAGAGAAUGAAUCACUGACAGAGAUUAAAAUUGACAACCAGAGACAGCAGCUGGGGACAGCUGUAGAGAUGGAGAUUGCCAAGAUGCUGGAGGAGAACUCCAAGAUUCUCAAGUUUGGAUACCAGUUCACAAAGCAAGGUCCAAGAACCAGGGUAGCCGCUGCUAUCACUAAAAACAAUGAUCUGGUUCGUAAAAAGCGUGUGGAAGGAGAGCGGCAGUAG